Messenger RNA from Pocillopora meandrina, 363 nucleotides. NCBI's taxonomy places the organism in Eukaryota, Metazoa, Cnidaria, Anthozoa, Scleractinia, Pocilloporidae. The record is from the annotation of a GenBank genome assembly.
AUGCGAAUAUGGAGAGCUUAUGGUAUUGGGCAGGGGAGGCUGAUUCCUUACCAAGAUUUAAUCGUAAAGCCUCAGGGUCCUACAGGACUUGUUGUAAAUGAGAUCUUCUUACUGCUCAAGGCGGCUCGGCUCUAUAGGUCAACAAUAAAUAGCGAUGGUGAAAAAUCGAAUGGUCUUUUCGCUUGUUCUGAGCCAGGCUACAACAUGGUUUUUAAAAAAUGCAGUGAACUAGAGAGUCACCUUAAUAUCGGCGAGCAUGCCACAUUCGCCGAAAUUUUGAUAAAGCUUAUGACAGACUUAAAAGAGACUGGGCGGAGAAAUUCCUCAGUGUUGACAGAGAGGAUAGUGACAGUGCACCCUUAG